This is a messenger RNA of Esox lucius (northern pike), 8665 nucleotides long. RefSeq names its product potassium voltage-gated channel, KQT-like subfamily, member 5b (gene kcnq5b). Gene Ontology annotation, biological process: transmembrane transport; potassium ion transport. The coding region runs from base 1370 to 4564 and encodes 1064 amino acids. Gene Ontology annotation, cellular component: membrane. Gene Ontology annotation, molecular function: voltage-gated potassium channel activity. Lineage: Eukaryota; Metazoa; Chordata; Actinopteri; Esociformes; Esocidae. The transcript is spliced from 16 exons. The record is from RefSeq and is a predicted model, not a curated record.
UUUUUAAUCAUCAACGUCUUUACCUUUAAAAAAAGAGAACUACUUUACACUACAAUUUUGUAAUUGGAAAAUGUAAAAGAUAUAAGCCAAUUUAACAUUAAACCUAUCCAAUAUAUGAUAUAUAUUUUUCAAGAGUACAGUUGACAGUUGUUGUCUGUCGUCAGUCUUGCGCAUUUAAAAACACAAAUGUGUCUCUGUACUUAUUUCUGGAUUGUAUGUCACGUGGUCGGGGUGACAGUUGCUGCUGACAGAGAAAUAAGAGGCAAUUCUUCACGGAAUUAUUAAUAAAUCCAAUACAUUCAUAAUUAUUAUUUUUGAAAGAAUCUAGAGUUUAUUUCGUUGUGACGCGCUGCCUGGUGGAAUUCAGAAGGACUUUUGCGCCUGUGAGUGUUUCCAUAUAGGCUCGGGCUAGUGAAGAUAUUUUAUACAGAAGCCAUACCGUUUGCGGUUUCCAUCGACUGGAAUAUAUUUUAACUUCUGACUGAGUGGAAAAUUCAUUACGCUAUAUUCUACUUUAUGGACCAUUCAAAGACGUCUGGUAAUUUUGCACUUUAACAGGAAAUAAAUUGUAUGAGUACUGACUGCUGUUUGCAUGGUUUUUGCCUCAACGUCAACGGAUUGAAUUCGUGGUUUUCACUGCGACUUGUGAUUCAAGCACUCGGACACAACCUAUCAAUCACUAAGCAUUAUGCGCCUGGCUGCGGGUUUUUACUGGUUUCUAAGGACAGAGGACAUGCUGCCACAAAAUAAUACUAAGAUACGGAACUGUCAUAAAUAAGUUGACACUUGGUUAAACGACUAACAUUUUGUGAGGUGCAGUGCGUUCUUUAAUUUGCCGGUGCCUUGCUAUCAUCACGCCUUGCUAUCAUUAGGUCUCCUCGGCGGAUACCUGUAUCGGAAGCAACAGGCUGCUCACCGUGCACUGGUGAGAAAGUCCGCUUUCAUGUUAGAUUUACUUCCUCUAUGUUUUGUGCUAUACGCUACGAACGGAGUGUGAGCAGAAACUAUUGCUGGCAAGAGGCAGUUUAAACUGUGAUAGUGGUGAACAUAUGUUGGGAACAGACGCACCCAACUAAGAAUUGCGGGCGCAGUGCAUUUCGUUUACGCGCAGGCAACACAGCUGUGGAAAACCGACUGUUACAUGUGGAGUGGUGACGGUUCAUGAGAUAGCGAAAGAGGGCGGUCAAAACACAACACUGGCUAAACAGCGUGCCUUGGCUAUUGUUUCAUAUCUAACUCCCGGGAGCUAGAAUACUUAAUUUGCAGUUCAUUCAGACAGCUCCACAUCUAGAUCUACACCUUCAAGACAGAUACGCAUGCCCCAGAGGAUCUCCGCAAGGCAGUACUCUAUGCCCGCCCUGGUGAUGCCAUGCCACGCAACCACAGCGGAGAUGAAGGCGGCACGGGGCUCUGGAUGAAAACCUCGCCGGGCCACCGCGCGGAGGGCUACGACUUGAAGGAUGUGGAGUCCGGACGAAGGAUGAUGAACAACGCCAGUGCCGGGGACGGUUUGCUGUCGGCCACCAGCCCCACAAGCACCGGAGGUUCGGAGAGACUGAGGGGAAAGCAGGGGGCCCGGCUGAGCUUGUUGGGGAAGCCGCUCAUAUAUAGCGCUCAGAGCGGCCGAAGAAACGUCCGAUACCGGAGGCUACAAAACGUACUGUACAACGUGCUGGAGAGACCACGAGCAUGGGCGUUCAUCUACCACGCGUUUGUGUUCAUCUUGGUCUUUGGCUGCCUGGUCCUGUCUGUGUUCUCUACCAUUCCAGCUCAUCAGGACUUCUCAUCUCGCUGUCUGCUGAUCCUGGAGUUUGUGAUGAUCGUGGUGUUCGGCUUGGAGUACAUAAUCAGGAUAUGGUCUGCCGGCUGCUGCUGUCGCUACCGAGGAUGGCAAGGGCGCCUCCGCUUCGCCCGGAAGCCCUUCUGUGUCAUAGAUAUCAUUGUGCUGAUAGCGUCCGUGGCGGUGGUGUCAGCAGGGAGCCAGGGUAACAUAUUCGCCACGUCCGCCCUGCGUAGCCUCCGCUUCCUGCAGAUCCUGCGAAUGGUGCGCAUGGACCGGCGAGGGGGCACCUGGAAGCUCCUGGGAUCGGUGGUGUACGCACACAGCAAGGAGCUGGUGACAGCCUGGUACAUUGGCUUCCUGGUGCUCAUCUUCUCUUCCUUUCUUGUCUACCUUGUGGAGAACAAGAUCAACAGCGAGUUUGCCACGUAUGCUGACGCCCUGUGGUGGGGAACAAUCACCUUGACAACAAUUGGUUACGGGGACAAAACCCCAAAGACAUGGACCGGACGCAUGCUCUCAGCUGGGUUUGCACUACUGGGCAUCUCUUUCUUCGCUCUACCAGCUGGGAUCCUGGGCUCAGGCUUUGCCCUGAAAGUCCAGGAGCAGCACAGACAGAAGCAUUUUGAGAAAAGGAGGAACCCUGCUGCUUGUCUCAUCCAGUGUGUCUGGCGUAGUUAUUCGGCUGAUGAGAACUCGGUUUCCAUUGCUACCUGGAAGCCUCAUUUGAAGGCGUUGCAUACCUGCAGCCCUACAAAAAAGGACCAGGGAGAAUCAUCCACAAGUAAGGUCCUCAGUAGUAAGCAGAAGUUACUGAGGAGGUGUACCCUACGGAAACACGCUAGCCAAAAGUUGAGUUUUAAAGAACGAGUCCGGAUGGCCAGCCCCAGAGGUCAGAGCAUCAAGAGCCGGCAGAUGUCCGCAAACGACCGGCGCUCGCCUGGCGCCGAGACUGGGGGUAGGGAGGGCACCAGCCCUGCCAAGGUCCAGAAAAGCUGGAGCUUCAAUGACCGCACCCGCUUCAGGCCAUCCCUCCGCCUCAAGAGCCAGUCAAGAUCCACCGCUGACGCUGACUCCACCGUGACUGCUGAGGAUGGGUUCGGGGACGACAAAGGCUGUCGCUGUGAAAUCUCUGUGGAGGACUUGUUGCCCUCCGUCAAGUCUGUAAUCCGGGCCGUCAGGAUUAUGAAGUUCCACGUAGCUAAGAAAAAGUUUAAGGAGACCCUGCGACCGUACGACGUGAAGGAUGUGAUCGAGCAGUACUCUGCUGGACACCUGGACAUGCUGUGUCGAAUCAAAAGCCUGCAGACACGGCUUGACAUGAUAGUGGGACCCCAGCCCCUGACCAGCCGAUCCAAGACAUUUUCCUCCCCCUCUCUGCCCGUGUAUUACAGCCAGGGCAGAAAGAACUCCACACAGGGAGUGGACCAGAUUCUGGGUAAGGGCCAGAUUCCCCUGGACAAGAAGAUCCGGGACAAGCUGCUGUCGGAAGGAGACCUGAUUGAGGAUAUGAGUAUGUUAGGAAGAGUCUGCAAAGUGGAACGGCAGGUCCAGUCCAUUGAGUCCAAGAUAGACUCCCUGCUGGACAUCUACCGCCAGGUGUUACGCAAGGGCUCCUCCUCGGCUCUCGCCCUCUCCUCCCUGCCCCUGUUUGAGCUGGAGCAGACCUCCGACUACCAGAGCUCCGUCCUCUCCAAGGAAAACUCCACAUGCUCCACUCAGGCCGGCAGCGCCGGCGGUGACAUGGGCAGCGCCCAGGGCGGGGGUUUCACACACUCCUCCAUCCACGCCUCAAAUCUGUCCCACGGCCUCCACCUGAUCCUGGCGCCUCCCGACGAGCUCGGCCUCGGCAACAGCAACAACGGCCCACCUUCCUCGUCCACCUCAUUCAGUCCGUCGCCCCUUCCAGACCGUCGUCAUCAUCGUCGUCAUUGUACCCUGCCCGAAUGUGGGGAAUCGGCCCGCACGGGAACUGUCUCCCACCCGUCCCCGAUCCUGUCUGACAGCGGCGGGUUCCCCACUUUGGCCAGGCCUCCACCGCCCCCUGCCAGCCGGGCAGUGGGCCCUUUCAGGCCACAGAGGGAGGCCGCACGGGACCUCUGCGCCGGCGCGGACGUGAGCCUGGGCGAGGACUGCGCCGGUGGGGCCCCGGGACCGGGACAUCCGGGGCGACCACACGGAGGGGACAGCGGCGGCGGUCGGCCUGGCAACCCCAAGGAGGAGGGCUCCUGGAGGAGACACAUGAGCCUGGAGAUGGAGCCUCUGGUGCCGCUCUCCUUGGCCCUGGAAGGUGGCUGCCGCCCUGCUGGCUCCAACCCGAGCCAGGCAGACCGAGGCCUGGGCAAAUCCAUGUCCGUCCAGGACCUGAUGCAGGGCGGGACGACCACCUCCGGCGCCUCGGAUGGGCGUCGUCCCCACCACCCCAGCCUGAGCCUCUCCUCCCCCAGCCCCUGCAAUAGCGACUCCCCCACGGGCUCCCGUGGCAGCAAGGAACCUGGCGGCGGGGGAGAAUGGGGGGAGGAGGACCUCUUUAUCUGUGACAGGGACGUGGACGCCCUCUCUUUCCCCGCCGAGGCUCGGGGCGGAGCCUCUGGCUUUGAUUUCCUGUCCCAGGGGACUGCAGACACCCCCUCUUACUCCGCUGAGCUUCUGAGGACGGGGGCGGGGCUCGGGGCCCGGGGAGGGUCCAAUAGGAGCGUGGCGAGUGGGAGCGGGAACACAUCGACUCCACCCUCUGCCGGAAGCACUGAGUCCCUGAGCAUGCCACACGUACGGCUAAAAUAAGACAUGGCCCAGUGUCGAACGGACCAAUCAACCAGCCUCAACUUACAGACGGAGUUUGUCGUGUUUUGGGAGGGGGGAGCAGGGAGGGGACUAAUGAUAGUUCCUUUAGUUGAUUUUUAUGUUGACUUAUUUGAUAAAAAGCAUAGUAUUUUUCAUACAUGUUGACCAUACGUGAGCAUAUCAUUGCAUGAAUUAUUAUUUUUUUAAAGUAUGGUUAAGAGGGGAAAAAGAGGCAGUGUAUAAAAAGACUUGUUACACGCAUAUUAAAAAAAGAAACAAGCAAAACUUGAUCCUGAAAGACAGUGAGUUGAUCUGUGAUCUCAACACUGCAUGAACACUGCAUGUUUUCAGUACAAAGUACAUGGAUGUCUGUAUUUACAAUUAAUACUUCAGUAACAAAGAAGGUAUAUGGAUGCCUGUCAGCUUUACAGCAAAACCCUACUAGAAACCUCAUAUUUGAUUUUAACACAUGUAAUCACAAUGUACAGUAAAGGGUUAAAGUGAGGGACACACAAUGGGGCAAGUUAAAUGCUUACAUGAAAGCGAUAUCUUACUGUUUCUCUAAAGCUUUUUAGGUGGCCAUCUUUAAAUGAAUGUUGCCUCAGCAAGGCUGUGUUUUUUUCCAUUGCUGUUACCAUGGAAACAUGUUGGUUCAAAACACCCUUAGUUGUAAUGAUAGGGGAACAUAGGUCUUUUUGAAGUGCCAAGUCCAAGUCUGUGAUAGCUUAAGGUCAAUUCCAUGCCAAUGAUAUGCCACAAGGUAACACACACAGUUUACAUGGAACCACUGUACACAAGCUGCUAUUCAGUCCCAGGUACAGCCGACAGCAACACAGAAGAGGAAUAGCUGCUAAAACCAUAGAACAAUUAUUCCUAGAAUACAUUCCACCAAUCAUGCCACAUUGACUUGAUUGGAGAUGCCCAUUCUAGUCAUUUCUAUUCCUAGAAUACAGCUUAUGAACAUAGUCUGCUUUUUCUACCUUACAACCAUAGUAUCUACAUUCUGAAUGUUAUUUUUUGAGAUAACUGUGUAUCUCCUCUUUGGAAUUCUGACUUAUUUUCGGCUCUUGUUACACUGUGUAUUGGUAAGAGAGCAGGGCAAAAAUAUAAUGUUGGGACCCUCUUUUAAUGAAAUGAAAAUAUUGUCUUACAGUACAUGAUUUCAGUCUAUAUCAAGCUGUCCAGCUGAAAUUCUUCUAAUACAUUAACAUAGGACCCUUCUACAUGGAGACCAGCGAGGUCACGUUUGAGUUAGAUUAGGUUGUGUCUACGUUCAGCCUGUUAGUUUAAGGGGCAGUUGAAAUAUUUCUGGAAGGAGGGCUGGUCCAAGGCGGCGUGUCAUGCGCCCAACAUGUUGCAGUACCUCCAUUUCAUUCCAACUAAAUACGUAUGAAAUUUCACUUGAUUUGAAAAAUGUAGUUCUAAUUAUAGAAAUAUGACUAUGCGAUAUAUUUUCCACCAACAGGUUUCUGUGCAAAUUCACUUUGUAAGCAACUCAGAGGUGACAGGCUCGGAGCGCAUCAACCACCAUUGGCUUUUUCAAUACUACAAUCAAAUGAAUAUACUCUAUGUACGGUACAGAUGUGAGAAAUGGAAAACACAGUCCUCUCUACAUUGCAUCCAUUAUCGUACAAUUAGGAUGAAUAUCUCUGAAUGUCAUUGACCUCUUUAACAUUUAGUAACAAAUGUUUGGUUUAAGGUUGAGGAAUAGGAUUGGAAAUUUACAGGACGCUCUGCUUUCCUGAGUAACUGGACCUGAUGGGAGUACAGACGUAUGUACACACUUAAAAAUAGGCAGUGCCGCUUACUGUUAUCGUUAUCGAAAUGUGGUUUCCAUGUUUGUUCAGACGUCGAUCUGAGUAUUCAACCUUUACCCACUGAAAAAUAAUGCAAGUGUUGAAUUCCCAAUGUGUUCUCGCUAUGCUUUUUAACAUCCUAAAGCAUGACCAAAUUCCAAUGGAAAAAAUGAUGUCAGCUGUGUAUCAGUUGUCAUGUUCGUGUUUUCACUAUGCUUUCAACCAUUUAAAAGCACAAAACAGACAAGUUACAACUAAAAAUGUUAAUACAAUGUCAGGACUUUUUUAUAAAAGCACAACAGUUCAAAUUAAAAUACAGAUAUUUUGUAUUUACGCAAAAUGUUAUCGCUUGUAGUCCAUGUUAAAUUACCACACAUUCUUUUGGGAUUGCAGUUUACUUUCAAAUCAGCCAGCUUAGUAACAAGAAACGUAACCCCACUGAAUAUUAUAGCAGGCCUAAUUGUGAAAAUCUCCACAGACUUGCUUUCUUGAACAUGCACACUUUCAAUUGUCAUAGUAAAAUAUUUGGCCAUGCUACUGAAGGUUAAAUAAUGUUAGAUUAGUUUAUAAGAUAGACUUACCUUUGCAAUAUUUAGUGUAUAAAAAAGUAAUAAUUAAUUUUGUUCGGUUGACGAACGAAAAAAAAAACACAUCUACAUUAAGGAGACAUAUCUAAUGCUUGUUUCGUUCAAGCCACUGGUUCAAUCUUAAUGUUUAGCAAUUAUUUGUUGGUAUAGUUGGAGACGAAAUUGGCUUUAAUUAAAUUGUGUUUGGUUGUCAAAGCACAUAGCUUUAGGAUGUUGGAUGAGAACUUCAGAUAAUGGCUUAAAUGUCAAAUGUAAUUUAAGUUCCACACCUGAGAGCCACUCGGUAGCUGGUUAUUAGUUUGACAGCAGGCUUGUUUGACAGUGGCCAUUCCAUUGGUUCUCCACCUGCCCAGCGCACAUAAUCAGUUUUCUCACACAAACAAACAUUGCACAAUUUUGUGCCACUCCGUAAAAAUAACACACACAACCUUCUCUAAAACAAAUCUUUGACCAGCCCUCUCCAGACAAUACAUUUUGUACCAGCACCCCACUUCCCGGUUAAUUUCAAACUGUCCCUUACUGAAAUUAUUCUGUCCAUUGUUGAAUUGGACAUUAUAAUAGGUUUGGUUAGCUAAGUUAUGUUUUUGUCAUUAUCAUGGCCAUGGCUGUGGCUGUCUAGCUCAUUGCUGGCUACUUGGAUCUUGUCUGAUUCUGCCGGCAAAUUAAUACAUUUCUAGCCACUAAUGUGUUCAAUUAUAGCCACAAGGGACGCUUUGUGAAUACUUUCUGAAAGGUUUUGCAUUAUUUUCCAGAGAACACAUUGCCCCUCGUGCAUUAUCCCUUAUAAACCUGCCAGGCGGUAGAAUGUAUAAACUGUGACGCUAAUCAUCUGUAAAUUAUGUUUUGCACUCCCUGAUGAGCAGUGUGAGCGACAUCAUGGCUAAUGCUAACAAUUAGACUUCUUCACUUAAGGGGUAGAUCACACAAAUCACUAAAUGACAUUGUUUUCCUUAUCUGUCUUCGGACUGGACAAAGAGAGACAGAAAUGAUUGACCGUAAUUCAUUUAAUGGGUAGUGAAGUAAAUGUUUGGGUGGACUAUCCCUUUAAAUUACAGGGCCUUGUUCAGGGUGGCACUAUGUAAAAAUGUAUUUUGAAACAGAAUGCACAUUUUUACGUUUUAAUUGGGCAUGCUCAGGUAGUGGACUUCUCCGGUUUCAAAAUGUGUUGUAAGAUUUCUUCCCGACUGAACAAGUUCCGGGUAAGGACUAUUGGGUGUUUCACCAACGGAUGUUUCAAUGUUUCAACGGAAAGAAAAAUAUUCUAACUAAAUGUUGUCCUGUACUUUACAUCCACAGCUCCCGUACACUUUCUGUUGAAAAUAGAACCGACAAGGGUUGAUUAUAUCCACAUUGAAGGCUUUACCAAAAUAUGUAAAGUAUACCAAACAUGCAGCACAUAUGGUGCCUUUCUUAUAUAUUUUCAAUUUUACCGUUUCUUUUGUUCCCAACAUGUGGGUUGUUGUCCUUCUGUCCUGAAUAAUAUCUCACAUACUUGACAUUUGUUUUGUCCCAGGGCAUUAUUUAUACACGGACAGAGCUGGGCAUUAUUUAUACACAGACAGACCAUGUAAGCCUAUUACCAAACAAUACAGGCCUUUAAAAAUGUCCUCCCUCUGUCUCAUAUCAUUACCCUAACUUAUUGAAACGAUGUGCACACACCUAUAUGACGAUACUUUUAGUUAGCUCAAUCAAGCCUGUAAUCUUGUCAAAAAUGCAAA